Molecule: messenger RNA, 441 nt
Organism: Rotaria socialis
Lineage: Eukaryota; Metazoa; Rotifera; Eurotatoria; Philodinida; Philodinidae
Source: the annotation of a GenBank genome assembly
AUGCCAACUGCAAAAGAAGAACUUCCAGAUUUUCGUGAAGCCUUCAGCUUAUUUGACGAUCGUGGAGAUGAUAAAAUUCCAAAACAUCUAUUCGGCGAAGUGGUCAGAGCCUUAGGAUUAAAUCCAAACGAAGCGCAAAUCAAAGGCACGGUACAAAAUUUAAAAACUGAUCGAAUAUCAUUUGAAGAAUUUAUACCUUUGUAUGAUUCAUUGGCAAAAAAGAAAGAUAAUAAUAUGACCGAAGAAGAACUUAUUGAAGGGUUAAAAGUAUUCGAUAAAGAACAAAACGGCAGUAUUUCGUCAGCUGAACUUCGACAUCUAUUAACCAAUCUAGGCGAACGAUUAUCAGACGAAGAAGUUGAACAAUUACUUGCGGGUUUCGAAGACAAAAAUGGCCUUGUUAAUUAUGAAGAAUGGAUUCGAAAAUUACUUCGUAACUAA